AUGCAAGCUAACGUUUUUUACCGCCAUAAUAACGUAAGUCCCGGUCGGUUUCUGCGACUUACGUCAGAUUUCCGCAGUCAGUGUUUGGCUUACGACAGUGUUAGGUACAUACCUAUAAAAUUCCAUUUCAUAUAUAAUUUCAUUAUGUCUAUGGUCAGUUCACGAACAAAAAGGAUUUUGGCGGCUCUUAGCCAAAAUGAUUAAUCGAAUAAUGUUUAUUCUGAGGAAGAAAUCGGGUCUAUGCCGAUAUCCAUUAUUUCAAGUCACAAUAUUUUUGAUCUAGAUAAUUCCGAAAAUAUUUUAAAUGAAGACGUAAUCGAAAUAGAUCAAUCGAAAUAAGAGAAACGACAAAGUUUAAA
Messenger RNA from Acanthoscelides obtectus, 359 nucleotides. The record is from the annotation of a GenBank genome assembly. Lineage: Eukaryota; Metazoa; Arthropoda; Insecta; Coleoptera; Chrysomelidae.